AUGAAGGCCCUGCUGCUGCUGGCAAUGAUCAUGGCCUUUGGCUUGUGGGAGGCCCAUGGCAAUCUUCUGAAUUUCCGGAAAAUGAUCAAGUUCACGACGGGAAAAGAACCUUCAACCACUUACGGUUUCUAUGGCUGCUACUGUGGCCUGGGUGGCACAGGAACCCCCCUGGAUGCGACAGAUCGGUGCUGUGCUGCCCAUGACUGUUGCUACACCCGCCUGGAGAACCGUGGCUGUGGCACCAAACUCCUGAACUACCACUACAGCCUCAGCGGGAACACCAUCACCUGUGAAGACACAGACUACUGCCGGAGUCAGCUGUGUCAGUGCGACAGGACCGCUGCCUACUGCUUUGCUGCCAACCAGAAUACCUAUAACAAGAAGUACGAGUACUAUUCCAACAGCCGCUGCUCCCAAGUCAAGCAGACUUGCUGA
This is a messenger RNA of Lepus europaeus (European hare), 435 nucleotides long. RefSeq names its product phospholipase A2, membrane associated-like. Gene Ontology annotation, biological process: negative regulation of T cell proliferation; arachidonate secretion; lipid catabolic process. The record is from RefSeq and is a predicted model, not a curated record. The coding region runs from base 1 to 435 and encodes 144 amino acids. Lineage: Eukaryota; Metazoa; Chordata; Mammalia; Lagomorpha; Leporidae. Gene Ontology annotation, molecular function: calcium ion binding; phospholipid binding. The transcript has 4 exons.